This is a messenger RNA of Symbiodinium sp. CCMP2592, 408 nucleotides long. The record is from the annotation of a GenBank genome assembly. NCBI's taxonomy places the organism in Eukaryota, Dinophyceae, Suessiales, Symbiodiniaceae.
AUGGGAAAGAGAAGCAGAUCUUCAAGCUCCUCUUCGGACUCCGACUCCUCCGAGGAGAAGAAGGACAAGAAAAAGUCCAAGAAGGAGAAGAAGAAGAAGGAUAAAGAAAAGAAGAAGAAGGACAAAAAGAAGAAAAAAGACAAGAAGAAAGACAAAAAGGCGAGCAAAGAGCAAGAGCAAGAGGCACCAAAGGUGCCCAUGGUCCUACCUCGAACGGGAUCUGCUGCCGAGGAGCGAGAGAGGCUAUUACGCGGCAGUGCGGUCCCGGUGGCUGUGCCUGGCAACACUCCAGAAGUGAACGACGCUGGGCGCUUCCAUCAAGCCAAGGCACGACUCGAUGCACUUCGGGCAGCUCACCAGAAGCCUGAGAAGAGCGUGGGAUACACCGUUCGGAAGCCCAACUGGUAA